Nelumbo nucifera (sacred lotus) is the source of this 944-nucleotide messenger RNA. The record is from RefSeq and is a predicted model, not a curated record. NCBI's taxonomy places the organism in Eukaryota, Viridiplantae, Streptophyta, Magnoliopsida, Proteales, Nelumbonaceae.
AUGCGAACUAUUCCAUCUAGAUAUGGUCUCUUUAGCCAAAAGUGCAAUGCAAGAGCUUUCAUUCAUAGUCAAUCAUCCAUCCAAUUAUCUCAGGGUUUAACUGAUAAUGUGGUCCAUGGGGAAGAAAGAGAUGCCAGAAACCAGAUGAUUGCUGCCAUUCAAAAUUCAAUCAAUUUGUACACCAAAAACCGGUGUAAAAGUGAUUUCCGGUUUUAUUUUACUUCGAUUAUCGAUGUAAAAAACCAUCGAAGUAAAGGUGUAAACCAACGACUCUUCGUCUUCGUCUCCGUCUCCUCUCAUCGUCUCUUAUCGUCGUUCGAAGUAAACAAGGGCACUUCGCUUCGUCUUUGUCUGUUGGUCCUUCUCUCACCGUCGCUUCGUCUCCUCUCAUCGUCUUUGUCAAGGGCACUUAACAAGCCCUUGUUUUCUCACCGCCGUUCUGCUGGUUCGAACGCCCUCAUCUCAGAACACAGAGGACGCUCAUCAUCCCCAACUCGCAACGAACAGAAGAUUCGUGUUAUGCAGUCACUGACAAUGAAUGUUAUGGAGACAAGAUUGAACUUGUGACUUGUGAGCUGCUGAGCUUCUGCGAUACAUAAUGUACUGAUUCCAUGACAGAAAAGCAAAAUGAUGAACUGAGCUAUUAAUGCUGAAGCAUUUAACAUAAUUGCCUUCAAAGUUCUCCGAUACUUCAGUAUACACAUACAGGCUAACCGUUUCUGUAAUUUUUUAAUAUUUGCCCCUUGCAUCACCUCCAUCAGCAUGAGAUGGAAUGCAUAUUGGCAAUUAUCAAUACAUGGGUGUAGUUUUACACUGUUGUUCAUCCAAACGCAUACAGAAAAUACGCUGAUGUUUUAUACUAUUCUUCCAAACGCACAGCAGUGUAAAAGUUGAAUCUAUCCGGUUCAUUUUUCGCACUUACAUAUAGGACCAGUUUUCUUUUA